CUGAAAUCUAGUCCAGGAGUAAGCACUGCAGUGUACCUAACACAUGAGGACAAGGCCGUCCAUAAAUCAAAUCAUUCAGCCCCAGGUCUCCGCCGGCUUACUCUGGUCUGGCCGAGUGCUGUCGUCAGCAGGAAACGUGUAAAAACCAGAAGAGAGACAAAUGACGCGAUGAAGGAUGAAGGAUGAAUGCUCUAUGCUCAUUCUGCUUUCAAGAAGUCAAUCACCUCACCACCAGGCGGGAGCACAUAAUUACGAACGAGCGAACUCGCAAUAAUCGCGACGAAACUGGGUCAUGCCGAAAGUGGCACACAUUUGCGUGCUAGGCGCAACCGGUAUGUUGAUUGCCGGUGGGCGCUGUAUCAAUAGGCAUCUUGUCGAUAGUAUGAGCUGACUCGAAUGUCGUUCAAGGCCCUUCUGGAAUCGAAUUCACCAAUCUGAUACUAUCAAACCCGCUUGGUCCAAAGGUGACGCUCUAUGUGCGAAAUCCCUCCAAAUUGCCGAGCGAGUUCAACGAACCAGAGCAUGCAGCUCGUCUCAGAGUCAUGGUGGGCGAGCUUGACGACCAGACGGCCAUAGAGACGGCUUUGAGCGAUUCAUUUACCCCAGUGGAGGCUGUGGUGUCGUUUGUCGGACCUUACGCAUCCCUCAAGGCCUUCUUACUCCGUACAAAGACAACGCCCAUUGCCGAUGCCUUCCCUACAUUGCUCAAGGCGAUGAAGAAUAAAGGGGUGAAGAGGAUCUUAGCUCUGUCUUCCUCAUCGUGGCUGAUCCACCCCGAUUCGGGCAAAGAUGGCCACGACGAGGACUUGUUCGACUCAGUGUCUUGGGAUUGGUGGAUCGCAAUGCAGUUCGUGGCGUUUGUGUUGCCUCAGGGCUUCCGAGAGAUGAAGGAAACUGGCCGGAGAAUUGCCUGUGAAGGUAAAGAUGGUGGAUGGGGGUUGAAGUGGACUGUAUUCCGCGUACCUCAUCUCAGCAAUGGCUCGGGUGAUACAGCGGUGUCAGCAGGCUAUUUUGGCAACGGCUUUACUGGAUCCAAGGAUCUGACUCGCAAAAGCAUGGUGAGAUGGGUUUCGAAUGAACUGGAGGCUGGUGAUUGGAUCAACUCUGCACCUGUCGUGGCGAAUACGCAUUGAUUCUUCGUCAAGUCCGGCAUGGGAUCGAAUUGGUCAUAUUCUUCACCUCCAAGCAUUUUCUGCAGGGUUCAACGAAGGGUAUACGCAUUUGAAUGGGUUCACAGAGGACGGAGACAGCGAUGUCAUAGAUACCCAUUAGCUUUCAUUUAUUUUGUUC
Molecule: messenger RNA, 1290 nt
Organism: Exophiala mesophila
Lineage: Eukaryota; Fungi; Ascomycota; Eurotiomycetes; Chaetothyriales; Herpotrichiellaceae
Exons: 1
Coding region: 543-1133 (196 amino acids)
Source: RefSeq, a predicted model, not a curated record